AUGAAUGCAACCGAGACUCAUGCAGCAAAUAUAACAUUUCCUGCGUUUGAGCAUCUUGGCUUCUUGGACAAGGCUGCUUAUGCUAUUCCCUACUACGCGUACAAAUCUCGCGUUUGGAAUUAUAUCGAUCCAGACGUGUUGCCGUUUGCUCUCUCGAUUUGCACUGCCACGUUUUGCGUAAUUGCAGGGUCUUAUGCAACAUUGUCGAAGCCUGCUAAUGCAUUGGAUCCCAAUGUAGAAGUGGAAAGUGAAUUGUGGGAUCCUUCCGAUAGAGACGAUAGUCGGUAUAUUCAUACCAACGCCUCCGAUUUAGAGUUUCUCAAUGGCACAUCCAUCGACUUUAAACAGGCUGUUGCUAUGCCAGUGAUGAGUGCUGGAGCACUUUAUGGGCUAUACUACUGUCUUCAGAACAUCGACGUGACAAAAUUGGUAUACUAUCUCAACUGGUAUCUCUUGAUAGUGUCUCUCACUUCCAAUUAUAGUGUGUCUGAUUUUGCCAUAACGUACUUGGUUCGUACCAUUCUGUUUUGGCUUCGUCUUCCGGGAAACUCACUAAGCGUAUUUACUCGUUACAAGGCUACCUUGUCAGUAGAUGAAAAGAGUGACACUUUCCCAUUGGGUCAAUUGGAACAGGUAUCUGCGUCAUCAUUUCCAAACAAAACCCUCGAAUGGUUUGACGGAUUGAAAACACAUUUAGCCAGUGAAAACGUCGAGAUUCUCCACCCGACGUCCAUCCCGGUCAUUAAUCAAAAGUUCAAUUUCGUGUUUGACCUCAAGUUUUUUUUACUGGUUCCAAUCAGCAUAUUCCUCCUGACACUUUAUUACUUGCACAACCCUGCAUUGAACAACGCCUACCCAUUUGACACCACAAACUGGCUUUUAGCUAAUGUCAUGGGAAUCAAUUUUGCCAUCUUUGGAAUAAGGGUGACAAGACUUUCAAAUUUCAAAGUCGCUACUGGGCUCUUGAUUGCGUUAUUCUUCUACGAUAUUUACUUUGUUUUUGGAACAAAGGUGAUGGUGACCGUGGCAACUGGAAUUGACAUUCCUAUCAAGAUUGUUUAUCCAAGACAACCAAGUUACUUUGCAACCAUUGGCGGCCUCGUAUUUGGAUCUGAAGGUUUCAAAUAUUGGGACGUUCCAACAUCGUUACUCGGCUUGGGCGACAUCGUGAUUCCUGGUGCGUUCAUAUCUGCGUGCUUGCGUUUCGACUUGUACCGUCAUCACCAGCUCCAUACGUCUGCAUUCCACCACUUGAGAUCCUUCCAGAAACCAUAUUUCUACUGCGCUAUCGUGUGCUACAUUUGCAGUUUAACUGUAACCGUGGUGGUGCUCAAGAUUUUUGGUGUUGGCCAGCCUGCUUUGCUCUACAUUGUUCCUUCACUCUUACUUGGAGUCUAUGGAACUGGUCUUGCAAAGGGCGAGCUCAAAGAUUUAUGGGGAUACAGUGAACACAUUGAAGAGUACAAGCCGGAAAGUGACAAAAAUCUGGAAGAGUCUGAUGAAGAGUAUGUCAAUGAAAGUGAUGACUCGUAUGACGAAUGGGAAGAUAGAGUAGAAUCUGAGCGUGCAGCUGCAUUCAACGAGGUGGAAACGGACUCGGAUGACAUAGAGGUGUUGGCAUCCGACUUGAAGCGGCCGGUUUCGAGGUCUUUAAUCACAUAUGAGUUUGCCGACAGCGAGGAUGAAGACGACGAUACGUUUAUCAUUGAUGGAGAUGAAGAUGAGGAAGAACUGUUUAUCCACUACGCCAUGGUGAGCAACGAAGAAAUAGCAAUCUUGGCUAAAGAUAGAUUGACUGAGCCUCGAGCAUGGUAUUCCGACGAGGAAGAUAACUGA
This is a messenger RNA of Meyerozyma guilliermondii ATCC 6260, 1836 nucleotides long. RefSeq lists its product as uncharacterized. The transcript has a single exon. Lineage: Eukaryota; Fungi; Ascomycota; Pichiomycetes; Serinales; Debaryomycetaceae. Gene Ontology annotation, molecular function: aspartic endopeptidase activity, intramembrane cleaving. The record is from RefSeq and is a predicted model, not a curated record. The coding region runs from base 1 to 1836 and encodes 611 amino acids. Gene Ontology annotation, biological process: membrane protein proteolysis. Gene Ontology annotation, cellular component: membrane; cytoplasmic side of endoplasmic reticulum membrane; lumenal side of endoplasmic reticulum membrane.